AUGCACUGUUGUUUUUUAUUUGUUGAUGUUAAAUCUGUAGUUGUGUGUACAAGUAUGGGGAAGAAGCACAAAAAGCACAGGUCGGAAUGGAGGUCCUACGACGCCGGUGAGCUCGGAUCUCCCGGUGACCAGUCUCAGUAUUAUGUUGAUAAACCAUCUGAAAAAACUUUAAAACUGGUUCUUAAAGUUGGAGGUAGUGAAGUGACUGAACUGUCAGGAUCUGGACAUGAUUCUAGUUAUUAUGAUGAUCGAUCAGAUUAUGAGCAGCGUGAGCGACACAAAGAAAAAAAGAAAAAAAAGAAAAAGAAGUCAGAAAAAGAAAAAGAAAAGCAUGUGGAUGAAGAAGAAAGAAGACGAAGGAAGGAAGAGAAAAAGAGAAAACGAGAAAAGGAACAGUGUGACUCUGAUGGUGAAACAGAGUAUUUUGAGCCAACAAAAAAAGUGGAGGUUGAAACUCCAACAGACCGUCCUGUUAGAGCUUGUAGAACACAUCCAGCAGAAAAUGAGAGUACACCGAUACAGCAACUUCUGGAAUACUUCCUCCGCCAACUGCAACGGAAAGACCCCCAUGGUUUUUUUGCUUUUCCAGUGACAGAUCAGAUUGCGCCAGGUUAUUUCAUGAUAAUAAAACAUCCUAUGGAUUUUAGUACUAUGAAAGAAAAAAUUGCUGCAAAUGACUACAAAUCAAUCACAGAGUUUAAGGCAGAUUUUAAACUUAUGUGUGAUAAUGCAAUGACAUACAACCGGCCUGAGACGGUUUACUACAAGUUGGCCAAGAAGCUACUUCAUACAGGCUUCAAGAUGAUGAGUAAAGAACGGCUUUUAGCUUUGAAGCGCAGUAUGUCGUUUAUGCAGGACAUGGAUUUUUCUCAGCAGGCUGCUAUAUUGGGGGAUGAGGACACUACAGUGGAAGAUCCUGCUCCAGAGGUCCCAGUCCCAGCUCCAAUUGAGAUGACGACAAAGAAAUCUAAAAAGCCAAGCAAGGAAGUUAUUCGGGUGAUUGAGGAUGAUCAGAGUUGUAUUUUUGAACCAGAAGGCAAUGCAUGUAGUUUAACAGAGAGCACAGCAGAAGAACACGUAUUGGCCCUGGUAGAGCAUGCUGCAGAUGAAGCAAGAGACAAAGUCAACAGGGAUUUCCCCAACGGCAAGAUUGGUUACCUUAAAAAGAAUGCAGAUGGCAGUUUAAUUUAUACUGUAGUCAACUCUGAUCCAGAUGCAGAGGAGGAAGAAACGCACCCAGUGGAUUUAGGUUCUCUCUCAAGCAAACUAUUACCUAGCUUUACUUCAUUGGGCUUUAAAGAUGACCGCAGGCAUAAAGUUACAUUUCUUAACAGUACAAGUACAGCUCUUUCAUUACAAAACAACACACUCUUCACUGACCUUAAGCCUGAUGAAAUGGAUUUAAUGUACGCCGGUUAUGGUGAUGACACAGGAAUUCAGUGUGCACUAAGCCUGCAAGAGUUCGUUAAAGACUGUGGGGGAUAUGCAGAGAAAAUUGUAAAUGACCUACUGGACCAGAUAACAGAAGGAGACCAUUCCAAAAUCCUUUAUCAGAUAAAACAGGGAAGAAAUAUUCCAGUAAGACAUCCAGAUGACCUUAAAAUUGGGGACUCUGAUGGCAGCAGUUCUGUCCUUGAUUUUAUGUCCAUGAAAUCAUAUUCCGACGUAUCCCUUGAUAUGUCAAUGCUCAAUUCAUUAGGAAAAGUGAAGAAAGAGCUUGACCAUGAAGAUGGACAUCUUAACUUGGAUGAUACAGCUAAGCUUUUGCAUGACUUCCACGAUGUACACAAUGACAGAGUUGGAUCUCGACCCUCUUCAAACAUAAGUUCUUUAUCCAACAACUCAGAAAGAGAUCACCAUCAUCUUGGUAGCCCCUCUCGUCUCAGUGUUGGAGAGCAACAGGACAUUCCAGACCCCUAUGAAUUCCUGCAGUCCCCUGAACCUGAUAACCCUAAUUAAAAGUUUAUUUUUUUCCUU
Nanorana parkeri is the source of this 1977-nucleotide messenger RNA. RefSeq names its product bromodomain containing 9 (gene BRD9). Gene Ontology annotation, cellular component: nucleus. Gene Ontology annotation, biological process: regulation of transcription by RNA polymerase II. The record is from RefSeq and is a predicted model, not a curated record. Bases 1 to 1959 code for a protein of 652 amino acids. Lineage: Eukaryota; Metazoa; Chordata; Amphibia; Anura; Dicroglossidae. The transcript is spliced from 17 exons.